Messenger RNA from Anopheles funestus (African malaria mosquito), 2551 nucleotides. Its product is annotated as ETV5-related protein Ets96B-like. Gene Ontology annotation, cellular component: nucleus. The record is from RefSeq and is a predicted model, not a curated record. Gene Ontology annotation, biological process: cell differentiation; regulation of transcription by RNA polymerase II. Lineage: Eukaryota; Metazoa; Arthropoda; Insecta; Diptera; Culicidae. Bases 465 to 2456 code for a protein of 663 amino acids. Gene Ontology annotation, molecular function: DNA-binding transcription factor activity, RNA polymerase II-specific; sequence-specific DNA binding. The transcript has 5 exons.
CCACGGGUAGUGAAAAUUUGCAUAUCCUGCAAAUGGAAAUUGUGAUCGAAGCAAGCAUGGCGUUUGCUCGGUGAUACGUGGCUACUGCUCGUAGUAUUUCAUCACUUACCGUUGAGUGGAUUGGUGGUUUGCAGUGUGUUGAUAGUAAAACUUGUACUACGGAACAUGAUGUGCCGCGGUGUGUGCAACGCUAGGUACAGGCCUUUUUUACUGUGAAGUGAAGCAAUUUAACAAAGUGUUGUUUAAAGUUAAUGUGACAGAAGGAUCUGUGUAACUUAAAGAAAGCUUUUCGGAAAAGCUGUACACACGUGUGAGUGUGGAAAUGUGGCGCUAGAAUAAGGAUUAUUAAAAUAUAAGUGGAGCACAAGUGGAAUCCAUUUAUAAGCAGUGUAAAAUGCUGUCCUAGCUGUGACAAAGAUAAACACAAAAUAUAUUCUGUUUUGGGGUUCCAACGCAAGGUGAAAAUGAACGCAUUGACGCAAAGCAUCAGUCCAAUACAAUCGACGCUUGGUCGUUUGGACCUCGAUACGGGUGCGUCUUCAUCCACCGCGACAAGGGCCGCAACCUCAACAGCGGCCGCACUGAUUCUCUCUGUCAGCGGGGGUGACAGUCGUGCGAGCGCUAGUACAACGCUCGUCGUCGGUACGGCCACCGUCGGGGACACGCAGCACACGAACGAUUUCCUAUCCACCUCCCUCUCCUCACCGGUUGCCUCGUCCGUGGCCGCCAAUUAUCUUCUUCACCAGCAUCACCUUCAUCAGCAGCAGCAGCAGCAUCAGCAGCAUCAGCUCGAUCAGCAUCAUCAGAUACAUUCACAGCAGCAGCACAACAAUCUGGACAACCGUGCCGGAUCAGCAGUGGCAGUGACCAGUGUCGGUGGCUCUACCGGUACCGGUAGCAACAGUGUCGUCUCGAACGGUUCCCUCUCCCACAAUGGUAAGUCACAUCAGCGCAAUGGUAGCAGCAGCAGCAGUAGCAACCCGGCCAUUCCAUCCUCACCGGAACCGGCAGGAUCGCUUGCAAACGCAACGCUAACGCAUGUGAAUCCAUUUCACGCGAGCAAUGCCACGUCCACGGCACUCACAAACGAUUUCUAUCCGGACUAUCGAAUCAGUUCCGGGUAUCGGCUCAAUUCGCACCAUCAUCAUCAUCAUCACCAUCAUCAUCAUCCGCACCAUCAUCAUGGGCCACAUCCACGGGACCUGACCGCAUCACCGCCCGCCAUCCCGGGUCACCUCCCGUGGACACCAGCGGCAGCAGCGGCCGGUACCUUCAUACAGGAAAGUUGUGAUAGUUACAGCUUGCGCCACGAGCACGGGACGAAAUCCAUACGGAACGAACGGUCGGCGUUUUUCGAUUUCGCGACUACUCCCGCCACAGCACAUCCGGCUGCUGCCGCGGCCGCCUACUGUUACCGGCUGUCUACACCUCCCCAACUAGUGAAGCGCGAACCAAACGAUGUAUCGGCGGCCGCUGCCUGGCAUUCCUACUCGGAGCGAAUGUUUUCCGAUCCGCUGUACACGUCGCUCAAGCUACAGACUCAACAAUCUUCCCCGCCACAGCUGGUACCGCAGCACUCGAUCUUUCCCGACUCUACGUCCCAUCUGGCAUCGGCAGCAGUAGCAGCGGCCGCAUCCCUCGAACAUCACCAACACUCGCUGGCCAUUGGGACGCACGGUGUACAGCAAAGUCCCGGCGAUAUUGGUGGCUCUCAUGCGACCGAUCCGUUCCUGCAUCAGUCCAGUAUUGGAGGCGGUGGUUACGCGUACCGUCAACCGGCGGACAUUGUAACGUCGAGCGAAACCGACUACUGUACCGGGGCCGUUGGAACGUCCGCUUCCAUCGCUAGCAUUACCACGACAACGAAUACUUCCCCGUUGGGAGCGCUGCAGCAAAAUGGUUCGAACGGUGCACUGCACCAGCGGCGAGGAUCACUUCAGCUGUGGCAGUUUUUGGUGGCCCUGCUCGAUGAACCAUCCUCCAGUGCUGGGUGCAUUGCUUGGACGGGUCGUGGAAUGGAGUUCAAGCUGGUCGAACCGGAGGAAGUUGCUCGUCGGUGGGGCAUACAAAAAAACCGUCCCGCCAUGAACUAUGAUAAGCUUUCGCGCAGUCUUCGCUACUACUACGAAAAGGGCAUCAUGCAGAAGGUAGCGGGCGAACGGUACGUGUACAAGUUUGUGUGCGAUCCUGAAGCACUGUUCAACAUGGCGUACGGUACAUCCGGAGCGCAGACAAACCAAUCGUGUAACGGUGGUGGUACCGGGAUGGAUAGUGGACUAGCGCACGGUGGCCAUCACGGUGGCCCAAAUGGGACGUCCUCGUCCUCGCCCAACUGUCACAAUGCGGGUCCACCCGGUGGUGGACAGCUCGUUGGAGGAGGCGACGUAACGGAUGAUGUGGAUCGGAAUCCUUACUUCAACGGAAGCUCAACGGUGGUGUACAACCAGAGCGGUUGAAACUGGCGAGACUGGUGCUGGCACGAAAAAAGCCCCACAAUCCAUACGAGUUUUGCUCAAACUACCCGCUAAUGAAGAGGUACUUUCUGGUCGUG